GCUCCCCGAAAUGUGUUAACUCACCCCAGUUUCUGGCUACGUUUUAACAGCAGCUCACAGGAAGAACAUCCUAAACAAAAGAGAUCCGUUUUGUUAGGAAAAUAAUGAGCACGGUUAUCAGUCCCUCCAUGGUGUGGUUGUAAAUAUCAGGAUGCUGGAUAAAACCGAUGACCAGCAGCAGGAGGAGUCCAGGCUCUGCUCAGAGUGCGGAUGCAGCUUCAGCCCACCACAGCUGGACUCCCACUCUGAUUCCGCAUCAGCUAAGCAGAAGCAGACUGACAGCAGAGAUGCUCCAUUCAAAUGUCCAUCCUGUGAGGCUGGAGGCAGCAGCAGUCCCCCUAACGGCCGGCGGGCCCACCGGCGCAUUCGACUGGACCCCCACAGCUGCAGCAUAUGCAACAAAACCUUCAUCUCAUCUGCCCACCUGAGCCUUCACCUCACCUCCCACAACAAGGAAAGGAAGUUCAGGUGUAACAUCUGUGGGAAGUUCUUCCAUCAGUCCUCCCACUUGAUGGCUCACAAGGUGAUCCAUAGUGGUGAUAAACCAUUUAAAUGCCCCGAAUGUGGGAAGAACUUUGGGCGCGCCUCACACUUGAAGACCCACCGUCGGCUGCACACGGGAGAGAAGCCUUUUAAGUGCACCUACUGCAGCAAGUCGUUCACCCAGAAGGCCGGGCUUCUGGCCCACAUUCGACUCCACACCGGUGAGAGGCCCUUCAAAUGUGAGCAGUGUGGCGCGGGCUUCCGCUCUAUGUCCGCCCUGCUCUCUCACAAGGCUCUAGAGGCUGCCGGACAAGCCAGACCCACACCUGUUCCUGCUGUCGUUUCUGCACCCGCGCCUCCAGUCAACAAGCCACACGAAGCGCAAAGCAACAUGGCGGAUCUGAAGUGCGGCGUCUGCUGCCGCACGUUCGUACGCUCUUCAUACAUCCGGCUUCACAUACGCCUAAAAAAGGGCCAGCGACCUUAUCACUGCAAAGUAUGCAACAAGACCUUCGUCAAGCUGGAAACGUUUGUGAACCACUGUGACAAACACUUGAAGCAGAAAAAGGAAAAAAAUUGUGUUAAAUACGAAGUUGUCAAGCCUCCACAGUUUGUUCCGCACUCCAGGCCUCCUUCCCCUGAGAGCUUACCCAAUCAGGAGUUAUCCUCGGAGAUGAACACACACGUCACAGUAAAAACUGAGACUGAUGGUUAACGAAGAGGAGAUGCUUCCAAUCACUUCUGCUUCAGCAAAUGGGUACAGCACGUCAGUGUCAACUUCUGCAUUUUGCAUCAAUGUUUACAAAUGAGAAAAUAGGUAGCAGUAUCCCACAAGCCUCUGUCUUUUACCUGAUGAGAAAUACUGUCCAAGUGAACAGUUUUUGUAAACAUGAUGGUGUGGGUGUGACAAACAUGACAGAAAUAGAUGCUAAUGAGAAAACGUAUAACACUGAUGUCACUGAGUUAAAGUGGAAUACAAGAGCCGCGCAAGUACAGUGUUCACAAUUAUCAGGCAAACCUUGUUUUUAUUAAUAAGCAUACAGUAUUCAUUCAUACAGUGUUCUCGGUUAAUCCAACAUGGCGGACUGUUUUUCUUCACUGUACAUUUCCUGUUUAACUGCCCACAGGUCAGGUGAGGAACAUAUGUCAGCAGUUUUUUCCACCUUUAACACCUUUUCUGGUGAGCCUUUAUCCUGCAUAAAAAUCAUUGUCUUUU
Molecule: messenger RNA, 1699 nt
Organism: Poecilia latipinna (sailfin molly)
Lineage: Eukaryota; Metazoa; Chordata; Actinopteri; Cyprinodontiformes; Poeciliidae
Product: oocyte zinc finger protein XlCOF6.1
Exons: 2
Coding region: 152-1198 (348 amino acids)
Biological process (GO): regulation of transcription by RNA polymerase II
Cellular component (GO): nucleus
Molecular function (GO): DNA-binding transcription factor activity, RNA polymerase II-specific
Source: RefSeq, a predicted model, not a curated record